CCGAGCACAACUAGAUGCAGCGCGGGGAUCAUUGUGUGGGGAGAGAGGAGACACAGAGGGAAGACUUCGCGCUUCAUCCGCCACAUGGAUCUUCUUUGCUUCCUAUUGAUCUGUUUAAAGAAGUUACCCACUGACAGUUUUUUAACGCCCGUGCGUCUCUGGAACAGAGAGGUUGUGUCACCGCUUUUUGCCUCAGAUGAACUGACAGCCUUAUGAAUAAGAAGGGCUCAUCCUUGAGGAGCCCUACAUGAUGAAAGAGAAAAAUCCGGGAAAGCCUCAGAGGAGUGAUUCAGCUGCUUCCUUUCUCAGCCCUUCUGUGAGCUACUAGCACUGUCCUUUCUGGUGAUGAUAUUUGUUAACCUCAGGUAAACUUGCCUAGGAAGUGGGCCAAUCUGCUCCGAUGGGGUUGGACAACGAGACCAACCAAACUCUUCCAGACGUGGCCCCGUACAGCCUCCAGAUCUCCCUGCCGCUCACUGUGCUGGUGGGGAUCUUGAUCCUGCUGACAGUGUUUGGCAAUGUGCUGGUGGUCAUAGCUGUGUUUACGAGCCGGGCCCUGAAGGCUCCGCAAAACUUAUUUUUGGUGUCUCUGGCGUCGGCGGACAUUUUGGUGGCUACCCUCGUGAUGCCUUUCUCCUUGGCCAAUGAGCUCAUGGGAUACUGGUACUUUGGCGAGGUGUGGUGUGAGAUCUAUCUGGCACUUGAUGUUCUUUUCUGCACCGCCUCCAUAGCCCACCUCUGCGCCAUCAGCUUGGACCGCUACUGGUCCAUCACGCAGGCCAUCGAGUACAACCUGAAGAGGACACCACGACGCAUCAAGUGCAUCAUCAUCAUUGUGUGGGUCAUUGCGGCGGUGAUCUCUUUCCCACCUCUAAUCACCAUGGAGAAAGAAAACAGUGAGAAGGACCCUGUCUGUAAGAUCAAUAACGAUAAGUGGUACGUGAUUUCCUCAUGCAUCGGCUCCUUCUUCCUCCCCUGUGUCAUCAUGGUCCUGGUCUACGUGCGGAUCUACCAGAUCGCCAAAAAGAGGACGCGGGCGCCACCAGGAAACAGGAAGCAGAAGGAGAUGCCGAAGACAGCCACCAUUGCUGCUGCCAACCAGAAGGAGAACGGUAUGGGCGCAGGCGACGCUGAGGACCGCCUCUGCCACGAGAAGCUGAAUGGAGAGCGGGACAUCGAGCUGAAGGAGGGAGUAGGGGGGGCAGAUGAGGAGAAGGAAGAGGCCAACGGGGUGGACCUUGAGGAGUCGUCCUCCUCUGACCACAAAGUGAACAAUCCCUGCUCGAUCAAAAAAAAAGCAGCCAAGAAGAAAACCAAACUGAGCCAAAUCAAACCGGGGGACAAUGACGUCCAAAAGCGGGCACCGAGCACAAAGGGCAGCCGCUGGAAGGGCCGACAGAACCGGGAGAAACGCUUCACCUUCGUCCUGGCCGUGGUCAUCGGAGUGUUUGUCAUCUGCUGGUUUCCCUUUUUCUUUACAUACAUGCUAAUGACGUUGUGCGAGUCCUGCCCAGUGCCCGACACCUUGUUCAAGUUCUUCUUCUGGUUUGGCUAUUGCAACAGCGCGCUGAACCCCAUCAUUUACACUAUCUUCAACAAUGACUUUAGGAGGUCAUUCAAAAAGAUACUGUGCAGGAGGGACACCAGAAGAUAUGUAUGAUGGACUUUUUACAUGCAUAUCUCUUUUUUUUUUACUUUACUGUACAUAAAUUGUUAAGUACAUUUACCAUUGUGCAUGGGUCACUGGCUUGUGAACGCUCUAGGUGUAACUGCUUAAAAAGGCUUUCCCGGGAUGAGCUUUAUGUGCAGCGUCUUCUCAAAUCAUCCACCACCCACAGCUUCAACACCGACCACGAUCACACAGAGACGUCUCAACACGACAGUGAAACCAUGCCUUUAUUGCAAAAUGUUAUUUUUAUUUUUAUAAAGGAAACCAACAUUGUGAAGUCAUGAUAUGUGUUGUACUUUACGACAAUAUGUUAUGUGUUAAUAUUUGUCUCUAUUUUUAUUGUUAUAGAUACAGUAUAUAUGCUGUUUUGUAUGAUAUGAUGAUGACAAUGGUUUGAGUGACAAUGAUGAUAACGGCGAUGACAAAGUGUGGGGAAA
Molecule: messenger RNA, 2106 nt
Organism: Micropterus dolomieu (smallmouth bass)
Lineage: Eukaryota; Metazoa; Chordata; Actinopteri; Centrarchiformes; Centrarchidae
Gene: adra2a
Product: adrenoceptor alpha 2A
Exons: 2
Coding region: 401-1660 (419 amino acids)
Biological process (GO): adenylate cyclase-activating adrenergic receptor signaling pathway
Cellular component (GO): membrane
Molecular function (GO): adrenergic receptor activity
Source: RefSeq, a predicted model, not a curated record